AUGGAAUCGAACAAGACGGAGGAUAUUCGAGAAUUUCUACGCGAUUUUGAAAUAUUUGUUGCUGUAAACGAAUGGUCGGAUGUGAAAGCUGGGCAAUACUUGGCAGUGUUUUUGAAAGGUGAUCAUGCGAAGGCAUUUUAUCAUCAACAAUCGGACAAGGUAAGAAAGAGUUACAAAUAGCUUUCACAGGCUUUGAAAGAAAAAUACGAGGGGGGCUUGGCGUUGUUAAAGUAUAAGGAAGAGUUUAAUGCCAGAAAUAGAAAGGACGGUGAGACAUUACAUUCUUAUAUGUCGGAUUUGAGAUUGUCGUACGAAAGAGCAUACAGUCCACCUAUAGUAGAUCCAUUGCCUGCAGAUGCAAAUGCAGAUCAGAAAACUGAGCAUGCCCAGCAAGAAGAAGCUUUAGUUUUUUACAACAGAAGAAAAGAUGAGGAUAUAUUAUGCCAAUUUGUAAAUUGAUUGGGGAAAGAGCUGAGAGAAGUUUUGAUACGUCAAGAUGAUUUACUCAAGAUAUCUGUGGAAAGCGUCCUUAAGCAAAUAUCCACCUUGGAGGAAGAACAAGGUGUUACCAGAAAAGUUUCUGCUGCACAGAGAACAGGAAAACUGGAGAGUCAUGUGGACGGUGCACAAAAUAUAGAAGAAGUGACACACCAACAACCCAGUCUGGAAAAUAAAUUAGAUGAAAUCCUCAAGAAUCAGCGUACAUUCCAAGCUGCAGCAGUUAAAAAGGGAGGUAAGAGAUUUACAGGGAAACAGACGCCUGGUCCCAAACUCUCCGAUAUCUGCAGGGCAUGUAACGGUCGUGGACAUUGGGCACGCAACUGUCCUUCUUUAAACGAAAGAGGGGCUGGCCGCAGACCCCCCGGUUCAGCCCUAAAGAGUCAGAAAGGGGUCAUGUACCCAUAUAGAAGCCCCAUGCCAUAAACUAAGAUUAAUACAGUACAGACCACCAGAGCACAAAGGGGAAGCUAUCAUGUGGAAGGAAUUGUAAAUGGGCUCAGAACAAAUUUUCUGGUAGACACUGGGGCAGAAGUUAGUUUAAUUUGUGCAACUGUUCCAGAUUUAGAAGUUAGAGAAUCCUGCAUAACACCAGUUUCAAUAACUAACCAACCUAUUACAAUUCAAGGUGAGACUGACGUGAAUCUUAGUUUAGGGUCGUUAGAAACUAGUUGGAAAUUUUUGGUUGUGGACAACCUUAAAGAGUCGGAUUUGGGAGCAGACUUUAUAGAAAGUCAUUAUACUACUUCAUGGGGUAUUUCAGAUAACAAAUUGUGGCUUGAUGACGUAGCGAUACCACUAAUGGGUAUUAAAAAUGUUGGUAUGGUGAGAGACGACAACCACUCACCAGUGGUAGCCAAAUGCACUGUGGAACUACCAGCACCAAGCAAUAAUCCCAUGCGUACUAAAGAUAAGAGUUGUAAAAGUGGUUUAUUUGAACCAACUAAAACACCAGGUGGAGUAUUAUUGAGCAAGACAGCAGUAGAAGGAGGAAAAGAUGGAAGUUUUUGGGUUCGAGCUGUAAAUUUGACUUCUAAUCCUGUCACACUAUUACAAAAAUCAAAGAACCGGGAUCAUUUCAGAGAUCGAGGACAUGGCAGAACCACUUCAUCUUAA
Molecule: messenger RNA, 1614 nt
Organism: Paramuricea clavata
Lineage: Eukaryota; Metazoa; Cnidaria; Anthozoa; Malacalcyonacea; Plexauridae
Source: the annotation of a GenBank genome assembly